Messenger RNA from Knipowitschia caucasica, 243 nucleotides. The record is from the annotation of a GenBank genome assembly. NCBI's taxonomy places the organism in Eukaryota, Metazoa, Chordata, Actinopteri, Gobiiformes, Gobiidae.
AUGUUGUGGAUGAAGUGGAGGAUGGUGCUGGGGUCUCUGUUUGGGUGGAGAAGGCGAUGGCUCCUCUUGCUCUUCACUGCGGGAACAUUAAUCGUCAUCUAUCACCAGCAAGAUCGCACGGUGCAGCAGCAAAGCCCAGACGAAGGGGUGAGGGUCCUGCAGAGCAGUGGAGCAGGAAAGAGCCGAGGCUUCCUGUGGUUUGGGGUCUACAGGUUGGCCUUUUCACAGAGCCGUGCUGAGUAG